This is a messenger RNA of Striga asiatica, 357 nucleotides long. Lineage: Eukaryota; Viridiplantae; Streptophyta; Magnoliopsida; Lamiales; Orobanchaceae. The record is from the annotation of a GenBank genome assembly.
AUGUGGAUGAUAAGGAUGAAUGGAGUAGAGAAAAUUAGGGAAGGGAAGAGAGUCAUAUCAUACGAGAAUGAUAGUGAUAUAAACCUUUUUGAGAGGAAUUUUCACCAUCUUGAUGUGGCAGCAAUUCUUCAAAUUCCUCUCAACAAUUUGGAUUGUGCGGAUGAGCCAACUUGGCACUGGGAGAAGAAUGGACUCUUCAGUGUGAAAUCAGCAAAGAUGAUUAUCUCCAGAAAUCACAAAAGCAGGCAAGAUAUACCAGAAGAAAUUGAGGUGGUGGUGCGGCGGUCGUGGCGCGGCGGCAGUGGCGCGGCGGCGGUGGCUCUUGGCGGCGGUGGCUCGGCGGCUUUCGGUAUAUAA